CAAAGGAAAACGCCCGAUUCCAAUUCCAGCCUCUUCUCUCGGCUUCCGGAUCACACUGCGAGUUCCUCCCAAGCCCCCAAAUCCACGAACUUACUCCUAUCGGUGCGAGCAUGGGGACGCUGGGGAAGGCGAUCUACACCGUCGGAUUCUGGAUUCGGGAGACCGGCCGGGCCAUCGAUCGCCUCGGAUGCCGCCUCCAGGGCAACUACUACUUCCAAGAACAACUGUCAAGGCAUCGUACACUCAUGAAUAUAUUUGACAAAGUGCCCAUUGUUGACAAGGAUGCAUUUGUGGCUCCAAGUGCAUCUGUCAUUGGUGAUGUUCAAGUGGGUCAAGGAUCCUCAAUUUGGUAUGGAUGCGUAUUGAGAGGUGAUGUGAACCGCAUCCGUGUGGGAUCUGGAACUAAUAUACAAGAUAAUUCACUUGUGCAUGUAGCAAAGUCUAAUUUAAGUGGGAAGGUCUUGCCGACCAUUAUUGGAGAUAAUGUUACAAUAGGUCAUAGUGCUGUCUUACAUGGAUGCACUGUCGAGGACGAGACUUUUGUUGGUAUGGGUGCAGUCCUGCUUGAUGGGGUUGUCGUGGAAAAACACGGCAUGGUUGCUGCUGGUGCCCUUGUAAGGCAAAAUACGAAGAUCCCAUGCGGAGAGGUAUGGGGAGGUAAUCCAGCAAAGUUCCUGAGGAAGCUCACAGAAGAAGAGAUUGCUUUCAUUUCCCAAUCAGCAACCAACUAUUCCAAUUUGGCCCAGGUACAUGCUGCUGAGAAUGCUAAGGCAUUCGAUGAUAUCGAGUUAGAGAAGGUGCUGCGCAAGAAGUAUGCUCGCAGGGAUGAGGAUUAUGAUUCAAUGCUUGGAGUUGUUCGAGAAGUACCACCAGAGCUUAUUCUUCCUGACAACAUCCUACCCAACAAAUCUCCCAGGCCUUCGCAAUGAAUCAUGUCAGACAUAAUCAGCCAUCUUUACCACAUUGCUUUUGGGGAUACUGUUAUUGGAUGGGAAUGUCGAAGGAGUCUAAUGGCUUUUCUUUCUUUUCACCUUCUCAAUAAUCUUUGGGUCAGGCUGCAUUUUAGAAUCGGCCAAAAUACUUUUUGGAUUAUCAGAUUUUUUAUCGGGUUCCAUCUGAGAUCAUGUGUUGUUCCAGGAUUUGAUGCAAUGAAAGAACUCUGAAUGGACCGUCAAGCUCCAGCAUAGUUUGGGAUCUUGAAGUAAUUCAUGAUCUUUAUAUACAAUUCUUUUGUGCAACUUCAUUACUAUGCUAUCUUAGCAGCAGAAAAUUCAACACCACUGACAUGUUCUUGUGAUU
This is a messenger RNA of Phoenix dactylifera (date palm), 1299 nucleotides long. RefSeq names its product gamma carbonic anhydrase 1, mitochondrial. The record is from RefSeq and is a predicted model, not a curated record. Lineage: Eukaryota; Viridiplantae; Streptophyta; Magnoliopsida; Arecales; Arecaceae.